UACUACAGGAGCUCGACACCAGCCUGCGUACGGAACCUUCCGGAGUCAUUGCAGCCGAGGAUGCGGACUACAUGUUCAUGAGCUGUGUGGCAUCGGGCAGUCGCUCCAGGGCACGGCAUCACCACAUCGUGAGGCCCGGAACAUUCUGGAGAUCGUGGAGGAUCGGGACGACAGUUCACCCAGAUUCCCACUGACGGAGGAAUUCCAAGCUGCAGUGGCCCCAUGUGGUGCUACCCCACCGCUGCCGGCCCGCCCACUGCCCCCGCUGGGGGACCAGUCGUACGAGGAGGGGGAGCCCUGCGGCCCCAUGGCCCCCUGCCCCACGGACGGCCUGGACUCGGACGAGAGCCUGUACGAGUCGUACGGGGAGGAGGAGGCGUGUGCGGCGCGUGGCACGGACUCUCUGCAGGCACUGCCCGCCCCCUCCCUCACCCACAUCUGUGGCCUCCUCUGGCGCAAACAGUGGCUGGGACGAUGGAGCAGGCAGCUCGUGCUCAUCAAAGGCCAGCUGCUGUUGUGCUACAAGUGCCUUGCGGACGGGCUGCCGCUGCUGGAGAUGAGCCUGGCAGGGGCCCGCGCUGCCUACAAGUUCAAGCGGGGCCGCAGGGUGGAGCACGAGCUGAAGGUGACGGGCACGGCCCAUGCCAGCCUGGUGCUGGGGCUACACACACAGCGACAGGCCCACGACUGGAUGAAGGUUAUUGAGGAUGUGAGCAGCUGCGGACACUACAGAUCCACACCCUGGCACUGUCCAUUAGCAGCGAGCAAAGGCACAGAACCUGCCCUCAACAAGGUACGUGUCCCCCUGGCCCACUCACCCAGGCUGGGGGUGUGA
Messenger RNA from Leucoraja erinaceus (little skate), 835 nucleotides. Its product is annotated as actin filament-associated protein 1-like 2. Lineage: Eukaryota; Metazoa; Chordata; Chondrichthyes; Rajiformes; Rajidae. The record is from RefSeq and is a predicted model, not a curated record. Bases 308 to 835 code for a protein of 175 amino acids. The transcript is spliced from 7 exons. Gene Ontology annotation, cellular component: cytosol. Gene Ontology annotation, molecular function: SH2 domain binding; SH3 domain binding. Gene Ontology annotation, biological process: regulation of mitotic cell cycle; positive regulation of DNA-templated transcription; positive regulation of interleukin-8 production.